GCUGAUUUCAUAACGUGAGGAGGAAGAGAGGAAUGGGGCUUUGAGCUCGGAUCAACAGCAGCAGACCCCGGCAGGCUCCGUGCACCACCGCUGUUCCGUUUCCCUCCCGGGCCAUGCAGAAGGUGCAGUAGAGGAGAUGCGGUAGUGGAGGCUGCUGAUGCUGCGGUCCGAUCAGCUGUUAUUUGCGUCUUAAGCAUCAUCGCCGCGACGGCCACAGAGAUAGAGAUCAAGCUCCUGGAAGCCAGGGACACCGCAGAGCGGAUAACAGAGGAUGGAGUUCAAGCAUCUGGUGGAGGCGGCGGAGAAGUGGUGCUCCGGUAACCCGUUCGACCUCAUCUUCGCCGAGGAGGACGACGAGAGGCGGCUGGACUUUUACGCAGAGCCCGGCGUCUCCUUCUACGUGCUGUGUCCCGGCGGCACCGACAGCUUUCAUGUGUGGAGCGAGAGCGAGGACUGCCUUCCCUUCCUCCAGCUGGCCCAGGACUACAUCUCCUCCUGCGGGAAGAAGACUCUGCUGGAGGUGCUGGAGAAGGUCUUCACGUCCUUCAGGCCUCUGCUGGGCCUUCCAGACAUCGAGGACGACAGCUUCGAGCACUACCACGCCGACAUGGAGGGGGAACCUGGGCCCGACCACCAGCAGAUGGGGGUCAGCCAGCAGUGAUAAUCCCCAGGAAGAGAGGCCUGAGCCGGGGCUGAGCACCUCCAAAGUCCCCCUCUCCCCUCCCCUCCCUCCUCCCCUCCAGGGCCUCGACACAUUAGCCCGAUCACUUAACAACACACACACACACACUCACACACACUCAUACAUACUGACUUGCUAAAAAA
Molecule: messenger RNA, 825 nt
Organism: Stegastes partitus (bicolor damselfish)
Lineage: Eukaryota; Metazoa; Chordata; Actinopteri; Pomacentridae
Gene: mturn
Product: maturin, neural progenitor differentiation regulator homolog (Xenopus)
Exons: 3
Coding region: 272-661 (129 amino acids)
Biological process (GO): regulation of signaling; positive regulation of megakaryocyte differentiation
Cellular component (GO): cytoplasm
Source: RefSeq, a predicted model, not a curated record